Messenger RNA from Lasiodiplodia theobromae, 1788 nucleotides. RefSeq names its product Glucose-methanol-choline oxidoreductase. The record is from RefSeq and is a predicted model, not a curated record. Bases 1 to 1788 code for a protein of 595 amino acids. Gene Ontology annotation, molecular function: oxidoreductase activity, acting on CH-OH group of donors; flavin adenine dinucleotide binding. Lineage: Eukaryota; Fungi; Ascomycota; Dothideomycetes; Botryosphaeriales; Botryosphaeriaceae. The transcript has 6 exons.
AUGGCAUCUGAGAUAUUUGACUACGUGGUGUGCGGUGGCGGUACAUCUGGCUGCGUCAUUGCGGGCCGCUUGGCAGAGGACCUCAACGUCUCUGUCUGCGUGGUCGAGGCAGGUCCUGACAACGCAGAUUUGGACAACGUUCACAUGGUCGGCGGAUGGUCACAGAACUUUGACGGACCAACGGACUGGAACAUCGUCUCCGAGCCAUCACCUGGCCUCAAUGGACGGCAGAUCAAGAACAGCAGAGGCAGGUUUCUGGGCGGAUGUAGCGGUGUCAAUGGCACUCUUUGCAUCAGAGGCAACAAGCAGGACUACGAUGACUGGGGUCUGGAAGGUUGGUCUGGCGAAGACAUGUGGAAGUGCAUGGCCAAGGCGGAGACCUUCCACCCCAAGGAUGACUUUGAGGCAGAUUUGAGCGUCCAUGGAACAGAUGGGCCUCUGCACACGGAACCUCAUGACCUUGCUCCAAUCUCCAAGCUUCUCCUGGAUUCGUUCAACGACCAAGGAGUUCCUUAUACCCCAGAUCUGUUCUCUACAGGUGCCUCUCCCCAAGGAUGCAGCAACACAGUCCGUACAGUCCACCAGGGUAUUCGGACGACCGGAGCAGACUUCAUCACGAAGGGCUACAGACGGGAAAACAUUACCAUCAAGACCGAGAGCGUGGUUGACAAAGUCAUUCUCGAGCACGUGGAUGGAAAGCUUACAGCCACUGGCGUCAAGAUUGUGACGAAGGGCGGUGUGGAAACAACUGUCCGAGCGCGUAAAGAGAUAAUCUUGAGCUCGGGAGCUUAUUGCAGUCCGGCCAUCCUCCUACGUUCGGGAAUUGGCCCACAGUCUGAACUUUCCAAGCACGGCAUCCCGACUCAGGUUGAACUACCGGGGGUGGGCAAGAACCUCAUGGAUCACGCUAUUACCUUUGUCUUCUACGAGACCAAUAAGCCUGAACUCACCAAUGACCAUUUGGCCUACUACGAAGGCGCCCUCGCCUCCAGCUACCAGCUGUACAAAGACACCAAGAGCGGCUUCCUCUCCACCUUUCCCUUCGGCGCUUUCGGCUACGGUAGGCUCGACGACCGCUUCAAGGACCUCCCCGAGUGGAAGCAAGCCACCCCGCCGAAGGAUCCACAUGGUCAACCCUACGGUCCGGACCGCGACCCGAUGGGCCUUCUGCGCUCGCAGCCGAACGUCGAAUGGUUCAGCACAGAGUGCUACGGCGGGCCAAAGCAGUACGCGGACUUUCCUGUCGACGGCCAGGGCGUUUUCUCCUUGAUUAGCAUGCUGAUGUCGCCGCACUCACGCGGCUCCGUGACCUUGGCCAGCACAGACCCUACCGCCAACCCCGUCGUCGACCACAACUACUUCGCCGACCCACUGGACGUGCUCGUUAUGGCCGAGGCUUGCCGCUGGGGUAAUGAAAUUGUGACUAAGGGGGCGGGCACUAAAGACUACAUUAAGGGCUCGUGGCCACCUACCGAGAAGCACCAUGAAUACACGACGCUGGAGGAGUGGGCCGAUUUUGCGCGAAAAAAUGCGACGACAUGCUACCAUGCUGCAGGAACAUGCAAGAUGGGAAGAGAUGAUGACCCGAUGGCUGUGUUGGAUGCUCGACUUCGCGUGAGGGGCGUAAAGGGGCUGAGAGUUGCAGACUGCAGCGUCAUGCCACUCAUGAACCAAGGACAUACUCAGAUGCCUGCGUACGGUAUCGGCGAGAAGGCCGCAAUUCUUAUCAAGGAGGACGUGAAACAGGCUGAUGCUAGGAGACCUGAUUCCGCCUGGGCUGCUGCUUGA